UCAGAAGACACCAAAUUCAUAUGGAGCCAAAGUAUUGAGCAGCAAUAAUGACCUGGACACAAUGUUAACUUUUGAGUAGCCACUCUUGUAUUGUUACAAGGUAUAACAGGUAUUGUCCAAUUUGUACAGAAAAAAGUAUAAAAUAAAAUAAAUAGUGUGCACACUUAAACAAAAUAAAAGUACUUGUUGGGGCCCUUUAAGAAUUUAGAGUUAAGUUGGCAACAGCCAAUUUCAAAGGUCCUUGUGAGUGUAAUUGGAAUGUAUGAGUGUGUGGGUGUGUAUCUUCUUUGGGGUGGAUCGUCCUCAAAGUGGUUGGCUCGCCAUCUAUCACGACCGGAAUUUUGUCCUGGUCCUCGGACUUUUCUGUCCUCUCCAAAAACCUGACCGUUGCUCUGUUUCACAAAAGCCCAACACACACUGGUGUCGGAAUUGCAGCAGCUCUCCGGAUGAAAGGUAGGUCAUGUGACCCAGCCAGGCUUCAGGACCCUUCCUGCCCCCCCGCGUACUCGCUCUGCUGCCUCAGCUCUUUCAGACUCUUUGUUUCAACAAAAGCUCCGAACACAAACGCUGGCUGAACAAAGGCGGCUAUGUUUCCAGAACGCCAUCCUCCCAUAAAUCCCGGUAGCAAGCAGGUCUGAGCGGUUUGACACUGGCAGCUGCUGAUCGUCAUGCCUCUGCCCCGACGCCGCUCAUCCUUCCUCGGACAGACGGCCGCCGAGCGGCCGCCCUCUGCCUCCUGCGGGAGAAUGGGGUCGGCGGGCACCUCCGCCCCUCGCGGCGUCUUUGUAGGCUCCACCCCACCAGCGAGUGUUCCCUCUGGCCUGGGGACACGGGUGUCACGGCGAGCUCUGGGCAUCAGCAGCGUGUUCCUGCAGGGGAUGAGGAGCAGCACAACACCGGUGCUGCCCCGAGGCAGCGAGCGAGCAGUGGGGAGCGGUGCGGCGGCAGCGGGACUGAACAGCUGUUUGACGGAAUACCGCGACAAAGUGAGAGCGCUGGAACAGCUGAACCAACAGCUGGAGGAGCAGAUCCGCCUCUGCCUGGACCGCAAGGCCUCGAGCGCUGGAGCCUGGGGACCCCUCAGGAGGGAGUGGGAGGAGGUCUACAGACAGGUCAGUGAAGCCAUCCUGGACAAUGCCCGGCUGAUGCUGCAGACAGAGAACGUGCAGGCCAAUGCUGAGGACUUCAAGGACAGGUUCGAGAACGAGCAGCCGUUCCGUCGGGCAGUGGAGGAGGAGAUCAGCUCGCUGUACAAAGUGAUUGAUGAGGCAAACCUGACAAAGGCGGAGCUUGAGGAGCAGAUGGAGAACAUGAGGGCGGAGCUCCGCAGCCUGGAGCACAACCACGAGCAGGACGUGCGGACCCUGUACAGUCAGAUGGCGGGACGUGAUGUGGACGAGCCCGACGCGCCCAUAGAAACCAGUCUGGACCAGAUCUUGGCCUACAUCCGGAGCCACUGGGAGAAAGUGAUGGAGAAGAGCAGGGCUGAGACUGACAGCUACCUGGACUGUAAAGAGGCACAGUGCGUGAGCAGCAAGCUGAGUCCAGAGGAGGAACAGGUGGAGGCGCUGAAGGCUGAGUGCAGCGACACCGGCUGUAAGAUCCAGAGUCUGCAGGCAGAGACCGAGUCUAUCAGAGCCCUGAAACGGGGUCUGGAGAACUCGCUGAGUGACGCCCGCCACUGGCACGACAUGGAGCUCCAGAAUCUCGGCUCAGUGGUGGCCAAGCUGGAGGCGGAGCUAGCCGACAUACGUGGUGAAAUCGAACAGCAGCGCCGCGACUACGACACGUUGCUGAGCAACAAGCAACGGCUAGAGCAGGAGAUCAACUUGUACCACGGCAUCCUGGAUGGCGAGGAGAACCGAUUCGAGACGCUAUGUUCAGGUCUCCACUCAGAGCCCGAGGGAGCUGCUGCUCCAGACUCCAGGAGCGACCCUCCAGGAUCUCCAGGACCUGCAGCACAGUGACCCCAGAGGAGAACCUGAGCGGGCUGACCCAGUCUACCUGUGCAGGUGUGGAGGAUGCUGGAAGUGCAGUGUGCGUCUCAGCUGCUCGGUGUGGACGUGAUGUGUUGUAACGGUCUUCAGGUGAACCUGCCGAGAACACCUGAGGAUCCGCCUGAGCCCGACUGGACCUGAGACGUGUUGCUCUGUGUUAAUAAAAGUGAAUGUGACGGUGUGUUCAGGUGCUCCUUGUUUCUUUCAAACUAAAAUAAAGGUGUGAGAAUGACAUUAGCGUGUCACAGAACGACCUUCACUUUAUUCAGAGCUGCCACCCUCCAGCCGGCGCACGGUGCUCACAGCUCCGAAGCAUCGACGCCAACUUGGCGCAGGAGUGAGCACAUCUCAGCUCAUCCUGGUGGCGCCUGUUGUUCUAUGUGAGGGUGAUGCCUCACAGGGGUGCAGCGAUGGCUGACGGCCUCGCCGAGUCCCCCAGUAAGAACCAAGAGGAAACAAAGUUUCUGUAGAAGGUUCCUGAUAACGAGGACAUGACUCCACCCAUCCCCCCGCCUGAGAAUAAACCUUCGUUGAGGAUCAAUAACUGAUUCAGAGAAAAUAAUCAACUAUUUAAAACUCAACGAGCUCUGACAAUGGUGCCGCUGCAGGUCACUGAGAGGGCAACAGGUCCGAAUCCGCAUUGAGUCAUUUCCU
Messenger RNA from Oreochromis aureus, 2651 nucleotides. It is a transcript of the gene bfsp2, whose product is annotated as beaded filament structural protein 2, phakinin. The record is from RefSeq and is a predicted model, not a curated record. Gene Ontology annotation, molecular function: structural molecule activity. The transcript has 8 exons. Gene Ontology annotation, cellular component: intermediate filament. The coding region runs from base 669 to 1967 and encodes 432 amino acids. Gene Ontology annotation, biological process: intermediate filament organization. Lineage: Eukaryota; Metazoa; Chordata; Actinopteri; Cichliformes; Cichlidae.